ACAAAAUGUAAACCGAUGGAAAGGUACUGAAAUAACAAAAAUGCUAUGGGUACCUCAAGUAUACCCCAUUUCAUACCCCAUAUAAAAACUCCCAUUUUUACCAUCUUUUUUUACCCCCUUUUCUCUCACAUCUCUCCUACUCCACCCAAUCUCUUCUUUUCCGCCAAAGACACUCCCCCUCCUUCGUGGAGUUCGAUUCUGCUACAGUACUCAGGCCAAACUCCACAAACCUUCCUCCUUCAUCUUCUUGGAUGGAUAUCAUGGGGACUGAGGUGCAUUUGGACGAGUUGAGUGGGGAAGAAGUUCAAAUGAAUGGUUUGACAUGGGGAGAUGACGUGGGUGACGGUGGUAAUCCUCCAGCUCCGGUGGGUGUUGAAGUGAAUGCGACUUCAAGGGAAGAAGAUGAAGAAGGUGUGGAAGUUGAAUCUUUGGAGAAGGAUGAAGACGAAGAAGAGAUUUGUAAUAAAGUUCCCUUUGUUGGCAUGGAGUUCCCAAGUAAAGAUGCAGUGUGUGAUUUCUACAAGGAAUACGGGAGAAGAGUAGGGUUUCCUGUUAGAAUACGAAAUUCAAGGAAAGACGCAGAAGGAAGCACAAUUGCAAUUGCAUUAGAGUGCGGGCGUGCGGGAAAUAGACAAAGUCAGACACAAAAUGUUUUGAAACCUCAACCUUCAAUGCAAUUUGGUUGCUUGGCAAAAAUAAGAGCACGUAUAAAUUAUGAAGGGGCAUGGGUCAUUUCAACGUGUUGUUUAGAUCAUAACCAUCCCAUGAGUCCAACGAAGGCUAGACUAUUUCGGUGUUAUAGGAGGUUGACACCAAAAGCUAUGAAGCAAAUUGCAAUCAAUGAUGUCGCGGGUAUACGACUUAAUAAGAGUUUCCACUCACAAGUCGUAGAAGCGGGUGGAUAUGAUCAACUUCCAUUCAUUGAAAAGGAUUGUCGGAACUAUAUAGAUAAGGUGCGUCAACUUAGGUUGGGGGUUGGUGAUGCGGUGGCAUUGCAAGAUUUUUUUUAAAAAUGCAAGCACAAUGCUCCGGGUUCUUCUUUAUGCUUGAUUUGGAUGAAGAGUCACGGUUACGGAAUGUAUUUUGGGCGGACAAUCGAUGUCGAUAUGCUUACAAAGAUUUUGGUGAUGUCAUUACUUUUGACACAACAUAUCUUACCAAUCGUUAUGACAUGCCUUUCGCGCCAUUUGUAGGAGUGAAUCACCACGGGCGAUCAAUCUUGCUUGGUUGUGGCCUCAUCUCGAGUGAAGAUACAGAAACGUUUGUGUGGCUUUUUAGAGCUUGGCUUGAGUGUAUGGACGGUUGUGCCCCUCACGGAAUUAUUACCGACCAAGAUCGUGCUAUGCAAAAUGCCAUCCAAAUAGUCUUUCCUAAAACACGACACCGAUGGUGUUUAUGGCACAUAAUGAAGAAGCUACCGGAGAAGUUGGGAGGGUAUACCCAUAAAGAUGAAAUUAUGGCCGGUAUACAUGAUUCAGUAUAUGACUCUCAAUUCCCUGUUGAUUUUGAAGUUGGUUGGAAUUCUCAUUUGGAAAGGUGGUAGACAAUUGUGUAUUAAUAUUGAAUGACUUGCCAGACAACAUUUGCCUGGCCCAGACAUUAGUACUCUGGGACGUAAACCUUGUGUAUGCCAUAGUCACAGACAAAAUAUGUUUGGAAUAGACAUUUUGUUUAUGGGGCAUUGUGGUUGUUUCUGCAACACGUACAGACAAAAUUUGUCUGUGUCAGACAUAAGUAGUCUGGGAG
Messenger RNA from Cuscuta epithymum, 1746 nucleotides. NCBI's taxonomy places the organism in Eukaryota, Viridiplantae, Streptophyta, Magnoliopsida, Solanales, Convolvulaceae. The record is from the annotation of a GenBank genome assembly.